Macadamia integrifolia is the source of this 1332-nucleotide messenger RNA. Its product is annotated as putative F-box protein At5g55150. The coding region runs from base 59 to 1216 and encodes 385 amino acids. The transcript has a single exon. NCBI's taxonomy places the organism in Eukaryota, Viridiplantae, Streptophyta, Magnoliopsida, Proteales, Proteaceae. The record is from RefSeq and is a predicted model, not a curated record.
GUUCAUCGUUUCUACUGUCUAUUUGUCACUACCCUAUUUGCACAAGACAAGGAAGGAUAUGGAAAACUGGGCUGAACUUUGUAGUGACAUUCUUAGAUUGAUUGUGGAUCAGUUUUCGAAAAUCGAAGAUAUUGCUCAUUUUGGUGCGGUUUGCCGGCCAUGGCGAGCAGUUUCAGUUGAAAAGUGGCACAUCUCUAUUGUUGAUCCCUGGUUGAUGCUUGCAGAGAAGGAAGAUAGUGAUGAGCGUGGCUUCUAUAGUCUCUGCACCAAAAAGGUUUACCACUUGAAAUUGCCAGAAGCCCACGGUAAGAAGUGUUGGUCCUCCUAUGGUUGGUUGAUAACUUUAGGCCUUGAUUUGGAGAUGCACUUAUUAAACCCCUUUUCUCGAUCUCGGGUUUCAAUUCGGUUUCCACCUCCACCAGGACUCCCUAAUCAAUACGAGCCUGGAAUAGAUGCAGAAUUUUACCGUCGGAUUUUUAUACGUAAAGUGAUAUUCUCUUCGAGACCAUCUAAAAGAACGCCUUGUGAAGAUGAGGAAAAAUGCGUGGUUAUGGGGAUAUUUUCUGAAUGGAGGAAAUUAGCUUUUUUGAGACUAGGAGAUGAAGCUUGGACUCCUGUAUACACACCUAAAGGUGAUGGUAUCACUGACGUCGUGUAUUUGAAUGGUCAAUUCUAUGGUUUUAGUAAUAGAGGGAAAUUGGUAAUUGUUGACAUAUCUAGUCCUGAUCCAAAGACAAUUGAAAUUGCUGGAUUACCAGAGGGUCGUAGCGCUGCUGGGGAUUUUUAUCUUGUGGAAUCAGUAGGAGAACUUUUUAUGCUUGCACGGAGUGUUUAUAUGGGCUAUGUGGGCUAUUAUGAGGGAGAUGAGGACGAGGAUGUGUCUUACAUUCAUGAAACAGAUGAGUUUGAGGUUUACAAGUUUAAUUUUGAUAACAUGAAUUGGACACUGGUGAAGAACUUAGACAACCGUGCAAUUUUUGUAGGUGUUAAUGCUUCUUUUGCCAUCUUUCCCUCUAACCAUUCAGGAUGCAAACCCAAUUGUAUCUAUUUCACUGACGAUAAUCCAUAUGGUCUUGUGAAAGAUAGUCUUCUAGAAGGAGCUGGUAAGGACAUGGGAGUGUUUGGAAUGGAGACUGGGAAAGUGGAUUAUUACGAUAAGGUUCCAGACAUGCUAAGUCGAAUUUGUGCACCUCUUUGGAUUUGUCCUUCGCCAUAGAGGAAACUUGUAUUUGUGCACCUCUUUAAAUCUGUUGUUUUGUAAUGGAUAAUUUGUUUUCUAUUUAUGAAUAUUGUUUGAAGGAGUAAAAUUAUUAUUUUUGGAUUGAUUAGCUA